Physcomitrium patens is the source of this 1375-nucleotide messenger RNA. NCBI's taxonomy places the organism in Eukaryota, Viridiplantae, Streptophyta, Bryopsida, Funariales, Funariaceae. The record is from RefSeq and is a predicted model, not a curated record.
AAUGGCAGCAGGCAAGAGCACCGGAAAGAAUUAGGGAACGGCCACAUGGAAGUGAGAAUGAAUGUCCACCUUGUUGCCAUGGCAGCAGCAGCAGCAGCGGCGGCACUGUCUGACAACAUCCUCUUUUUAUGCUUUGGCUGGAGCUCAAUCGCCGUGUUGAUCCAAUGAAAGCUUUUCGAUCCCCGCCCACUGAAUCAGGUUGGAUGUGCCGGAGUCUUGUGGAGGAGCCAUUUUGUCCCUGCCAGGGUUGAGCGAGGCGAUCACCGUAAGCCAUUUUUCGGCCACUUUUUUUGUUGCAAAGCUGUGUACGGAGUUGGGUAUUUGAAUCCCUGGAUUUGUUGGUUCGCUGGGUAGAAGCUGAGAGUUGGAUUCGGAUUGUGGGUUUCGGAUUUCAGAAGGGAAGGGGUUUAAAUAAAGAUAUGGCCGCUGUAGGUGCUCGCGCAGCGUUUCUGGCGAGUUUUUCAUCGGCGUGCUUGCGGCAGAGGGUUUUGUCAAGAAAUUCGGGGCUUUCUAGACCUUUUGCUCGUCAGACUGAUAAGAGUGGAUUUCGAAGCUUUUCGACGGUUUUGAGGCACCAGCGUUUCAAUCAGGUAGCUAGGCGCUUGAGCGUUACAGCAAGCAUGUCGACAAAUGCGGGGCCGGAAGCCGCGGCCAACAAUCCAGGCUAUUGUGGCAGUCCUGAUGCAGCCACCAAAAGCUACUAUGUGCAACAAACCAUGUACAGAAUCAAGGACCCCAAGGCAAGCUUGGAGUUCUACUCAAAGGUUUUGGGCAUGACGCUUAUCAAAAGGCUUGAUUUUGACGAGGCCAAAUUCAGCUUGUACUUCCUGGGAUAUGAGAGUCCGGAAACCAUCCCCAACGAUACAGCAGAAAAAACUGCUUUCUUAUUCAAGUGCAAAGCUACCUUGGAGCUCACGCAUAAUUGGGGGACGGAAUCAGACCCAGACUUUAAGGGUUAUCACAAUGGAAACAGUGAUCCACGAGGCUAUGGGCAUAUUGGAAUUACUGUUGAUGACGUCUACAAAGCAUGCGAACGUUUUGAGAAGCUAGGAGUUGAAUUCGUGAAGCGCCCAGAUGACGGAAGGAUGAAGGGACUUGCAUUUAUCAAGGACCCUGAUGGUUACUGGAUUGAGAUCUUUGACGUUGAUCGCAUGUCCGGUUUGAUCCACGGACCGUCGUCCUAAAGAUCGGGCCUUGGGCACUUCUACCCAUAAAUUUGAUAAUAGGAUUGUGCAAGAGUACAUGCAUGCAGUGGAUUUUCUAGCAACGAUGGUAUGAACGAUUGAAAAUGUUUUGUGAAAUGCUAUGAAUUGUAUUCAGGUAUUCACAUUUACAAUCAAUGCAAAGAUUUUAUAAGUAAUGUUCUCCCGUGUUA